AUGAAUAGUAAUCAAUUGAAAAAAUUAUGUCUACCACAUGGUGUUAUAUAUAGUUUAUUGAGUAUAAUAAUUAUAUGUCUUACUAUAUUAACUAUUGUCUAUGCUAGUUUAUGGCGUAAUAAUCAAAUUAUUUCAAAUAAUUAUGCAGUUGAAAAUGGUAUUAUUGGUUCUCGUAUUAGUUUACCUAAUGAUGGUCAAUAUAUUCAAUGGAAUUUUUUACAAAUGAAUGAUGUUUAUGAAUUAUUACCACUUGAUCGAGGACGUAAAGGUGGUUUAGCUCGUGUUGCUUAUAUAAGAAAAUUAUUAAAAGAAGAAAAUUUUCAUACAUAUACAAUAGCUGCUGGUGAUUUUCUUUCACCAUCAGCAUUAAGUUUAUCAACAGUUAAUGGUACAAUAUUAAAUGGUAAACAAAUGAUUGCAACAAUGAAUAUUCUUGGUGUUGAUUAUAUGAUAUUUGGUAAUCAUGAAUUUGAUUUAACAGAAAAUGAUUUAAUUACACGUAUGAAUGAAUCAAUAUUUACAUGGAUUAAUACAAAUGUAUUUUAUCGUAAUAAUAAUCAAUUAUUUGGUUCAAGUAUAUCACAUAAAAUACUUAUUAUUAAUACAAUAAGAAUUCUUCUUAUUGGUUUAACUAUUGAUAGAACAAGUAAUUAUGUACGAAUAAUAAAUCAAACAUCAUUAAUUAAUUAUGUUAAAAAUUUUUUACAAACAUUAUCAAAUACAACAUAUGAUGUACUUGUUGCUAUAACACAUUUAGAUAUGUUAACAGAUAUUGAACUUGCAACAAAAAUUCCACAAAUUGAUCUUAUUAUUGGUGGACAUGAACAUGAUAAUUAUUAUUAUUUACGUGGAACAAAAUAUAUACCUAUUUAUAAAGCUGAUGCAAAUGCAUUUACUGUAUUUAUACAUCGUUGUGCUUUUAAUAUAAAUACAAAACGUUUUCGUAUAUAUAGUACAUUAAUACAAAUAACAUCAGAAGUACCUGAAGAAAUAAAUACAAAAAAAAUAGCAAAUUAUUGGUAUAAUUUAGGUAUUCAAGGUUUUAAAGAAUUAGGUUAUGAACCAAAUGCAAUUGUAUCAUGUUUACCAAUUGGUAUUGAAUUAGAUGGUAGAUCAACAUCUGUUAGAAGUUUUACAACACUUUUAACUACUGAAAUAUGUGAAAGUAUGUUACAAUUAACAAUAUAUAAUAAAACAACUAUUGGAAUUAUUAAUGGAGGUACAGUACGUAUUGAUGAUAUACUUCGUGAAACAAUAACACAAUAUGAUAUUAUACGUACAUUACCUUUUGAAAAUCAAAUUGUUGUUUUAUCUGUUCCUGGAUAUUUACUUGCACAAGUUCUUACUAAUGGUAUAUCUUUAAAAGGAAAUGGAAUGUUUAUUGCUUAUACAAGAAUUGAAACAUUUGAUGAUGGUAAAACAUGGUUAUUAAAUGGAACUGAUAUAUCAAAAAGUGGUUUUUAUUAUAAUGUAGCAACAACAGCAUAUAUACGAGAUUUUACACAAUUAAAUAAUACAGAUGUUAUUACUUUAUAUGAUACAAAUGUAACACAGACAAGAAGUUUAAUGGAUUAUUUAACAAUAAAAUAUCCUCCUUGUUAG
Rotaria sp. Silwood1 is the source of this 1602-nucleotide messenger RNA. NCBI's taxonomy places the organism in Eukaryota, Metazoa, Rotifera, Eurotatoria, Philodinida, Philodinidae. The record is from the annotation of a GenBank genome assembly.